Periophthalmus magnuspinnatus is the source of this 744-nucleotide messenger RNA. RefSeq names its product nucleoside diphosphate kinase B-like. The transcript is spliced from 5 exons. Gene Ontology annotation, molecular function: nucleoside diphosphate kinase activity. The record is from RefSeq and is a predicted model, not a curated record. NCBI's taxonomy places the organism in Eukaryota, Metazoa, Chordata, Actinopteri, Gobiiformes, Gobiidae. Bases 57 to 518 code for a protein of 153 amino acids. Gene Ontology annotation, biological process: GTP biosynthetic process; CTP biosynthetic process; UTP biosynthetic process.
CGUUAAGCCUGAGUGUUGCUGCUUGUCCUCUACACGGAGAUCCAUCUCAGAGAAUCAUGUCUGACCUUGAGGAGCGCACCUUCAUCGCCAUCAAGCCUGAUGGUGUGCAGAGGGGCCUGAUUGGGGAAGUCAUCAAGAGGUUUGAGCAAAAGGGAUUCAAGCUGGUCGGGAUGAAAAUGCUCCAGGCCUCCCAGGAGCUGCUUCACAAUCACUACGCCGACCUGUCCACCAAGGGCUUCUUCCCCUCCCUCAUCGCCUACAUGAGCUCUGGACCAGUGGUUGCUAUGGUGUGGGAAGGCAAGGGAGUGGUGAAGACUGGCCGGGUGAUGCUUGGUGCCACAAACCCUGCAGAUUCUGCCCCCGGGACCAUCAGAGGGGACUACUGCAUCCAUGUCGGCAAGAACGUCAUUCACGGCAGCGACUCAGUGGAAAGUGCCGAGCAAGAGAUCUCCUUGUGGUUCCAACCAUCGGAGCUUGUCAGCUACAAGAGCUGUGCCUUCAACUGGCUGUAUGAAUGAGCCCUCUCCCAGGAAGCACCGCACACUGGCCUCACAUUCCCUCAUGCCCGCUGUAGCCUAAGCAACGGUUCCUUCACUCUUCCGUGCAGGCUCUGGUCUCCUGCAUGUUGGAGCCGCGCUGAUGGCACGUAUUCCCUCUAGAAACAUUCCAUCUCCUUUGACUCUAGAUCAUCUCAAUUAUAUUCAUUUGUUAAGGGUGAAACUUUCCAAUAAAAUUCCAUAUUAA